UUUUUUUUUUCUUUACUUUAUUUUUCUUCUUUUUUCUUUUCAUCCACUACUUCUUCUUUUAAAAAAAAACAUCUAUGCCUUCUAUUACUAUGAAAUCAAAUACACAACCUAAAACUUUGAAAUGGGCUAUUCAACGUGUACCUAACAAGAAAUCAUCCGGUCGUAUCCAAAAAAGAAUGACUAGUAGUCAUUCAUGCAAAUCAAACCCCGCAAAGCCACCCAAAAGUGAAAUGGAACGUUUGGAAUCCGAAUUAGCUUUUACUUUGGACAGUUUGGCUACUCUUUCUGUUCAUUUCCAAAGUCUUCAAUCCGCAUAUAUUUCCAGUCAAGCUGAUCUGAAAGAACAAUAUUGUCCUACCCGAUUAGGCCCCAAAGAAAAGGAAUUAUUGGCUGCUUAUGAUGAUCUUGGUUUGCAAGUGGUACAUAUGGAACGUAAAAUCAAAAAAUUGGAAACACGUUUACAACAACUUGCACAAGAAGAAGAAGAAAAAAAACACGAAAAUAAUGAAUCCUCCUCACCUAUUUCCUCAUCCUCUCUCAGUACUUCUUCUUUCGCCUCCCCUUGUACAGAAUCUGCUUUUGAUAUGGAUCAUCAUGAAGAAAAUUUCCCUUGGACUCCUUCCAUGCCUACUGAUCACUUGUGUUUUCCAGAUGAAAUGGUUUAUCCUAUGAUGACUUAUAUGGAUGAUUGCUUUUAUGGUGUCAACACUCCUUCCUUAUACGUGUAAAUCAUGUUUCCUUUGGAUGUCAAUCUUGUAUAUUUUUUUUUGUUUAUAUUUAUUUUAUAUAUAGUUUAUGCAUAUAUCUUUCUUUUUUUUUUAUAUACUCAUUUAUUUACUUUUCAUGCCCUUUAUGCUAUGCCACUAUGAUCUCUCUUUAUUUUUUUUUUUAUAUAUCCAUCAUAAACCCCAAAAAAAGUCCUUUUUUCAUUUUUAUCAUCAUCAUCAUCAUCAUCAUCAUCAUUUUAUUUAUUUCAUUAUCAUACUUUCAGC
Molecule: messenger RNA, 992 nt
Organism: Halteromyces radiatus
Lineage: Eukaryota; Fungi; Mucoromycota; Mucoromycetes; Mucorales; Cunninghamellaceae
Exons: 1
Coding region: 75-728 (217 amino acids)
Source: RefSeq, a predicted model, not a curated record